Trachymyrmex septentrionalis is the source of this 2564-nucleotide messenger RNA. It is a transcript of the gene Wdfy2, whose product is annotated as WD repeat and FYVE domain-containing protein 2. The coding region runs from base 86 to 1312 and encodes 408 amino acids. Gene Ontology annotation, molecular function: protein binding; metal ion binding. The transcript is spliced from 7 exons. The record is from RefSeq and is a predicted model, not a curated record. Lineage: Eukaryota; Metazoa; Arthropoda; Insecta; Hymenoptera; Formicidae.
UCCGCGAGCACCGUGCUCAGUAUCUGACAACUGUCAAAUGGCAAUUGCACUUGUGAACUUGUUAUAACGUUCGCGCGGUUGAGAAAUGGCAGCGGAAAUAAAGCCCGCCCCGGGAGUAAAUCAUGAUAAAUUCAGCAGCAGCCGCAAGCCGGUCCUCCUGUCAAAAUUGGAGGGCUGCAGCGACGACGUUAAUGCUGCUAUCAUUAUCCCACGGGAAGAGGGUGUAAUCAGUGUUUGCGAUGACAGGACAGUUAGAGUAUGGCUGAAGCGAGAUUCUGGUCAUUAUUGGCCGAGUAUUUGUCAAUACAUGCCAGCAGGUGCUACCUCUAUGCACUAUAGCGUAGAAACGAGACAGUUAUUUGUAGGCCUGGAUAAUGGAAGCAUUAAUGAAUUUAUCUUGGAACAAGAUUACAAUCGGAUGACAGCUAUGCGCGAUUAUCUAGCGCAUCAAGCAAGAGUCACAGGAAUCAUUUUCACAGCAGAUUUUGAAUGGGUUUUGAGUAUAGGCCGUGAUAAAUUAUUUCAAUUACACAGCUCCGAAACAGGACAAAAAUUAGGAUCGUAUCAAACAGACGCAUGGUAUACCGCUCUACAAUUUGACGCCCAAUCCAAACACGCUUUCGUAGGAGAUUAUUCUGGUCAGAUAGCCAUGUUAAAGCUGGACAAUAGUGGCGUUACCUUCAUUACCACAUUAAAGGCGCACACGGGAAGUAUUCACACGUUGGCCUGGGACUCGGAGAAACAAUUGUUGUUUUCUGGUAGUUUCGAUCAAAGCAUCAUCGUUUGGGACAUUGGAGGUCGUCAAGGCACCGCUUAUGAACUUCAGGGACACCAUAAUAAAGUAACAGCAUUAUGCUACGCGAGUGCCGAACGCUUGCUCUUGUCCGGAGGCGAGGACGGCGUGAUCGUCUGUUGGAAUAUGGUGGCAAAUAGGAAGGAAACCGCCGCUUGGGUCGAAUCCGAUGUCUGUCAGGCUUGUGGAAGACCCUUUUUCUGGAAUAUAAAAGCUAUGAUGGAUCAACGACAAUUGGGAUUGAGGCAGCAUCACUGUCGCUAUUGCGGUCGCGCGUUAUGCGCUCGCUGCACAUCGCAACGAAUACCGAUACCGGCGAUGGGCUUCGAGUUCGAAGUGAGAGUUUGCGAUCAAUGUCACAUACAGCUCAAGUCGGAGAAUCAAUCAUCGUUGGCCUCCUUCCAUGAUGCCAAGCACAGUGUCAUUGGGAUGGAUUUAGACGCUCCUAGGCGAAGAUUGUUGACUAUCGGCCAAGAUCGCGUUAUUAAGAUUUGGGAUGUGUCCGCGCUCUUUCAGUGAAUUUCUACGUGUAUGUAUGUCGAUAAUCUAAAUUGCGUGAUAUGAAUCAAAUCACUAAGAGAUAUCGUCAUACUCGGAAGAAUACUCUGGAACCUAUUUUUGUGAUUAUAUAUGUAAUUAUGCCUGUUUGUGAAGUCGGUGAUCGGUGAUUACGUAACCCGAGUUGGACCGACGAGCUGAUAGCGACGAUAUGAAGCGAUCAUUUGUCAGUUUGUCGGUGAUAAUGCUAGAGUCUGCUUAAUCCAUAUCCAUAUUUUCUGUAUGAGAAAUCAGGAAAUAAUUGGAGAGAUAAUGAAUAUGACGUAAGCCUGUUAAUUCAGUGACAUUGUCUUUAAACCUGAUGUUGUAUAUUGAUGUAGAAAAGUAUUUACUUCCAGAAUAUGUAUAUGCAAGAAUAUGUAUAUGCAGAAUAUGUAUAUGCAAGGUACAUGGACUCCCUUUGAAAGAUCAGGAUGACGACAUUGUAGUAAUCACGACGCAACACAACACAGAUGUAAUUAACAGUAUUAAAAUAUCUUUCCGAGAGUAUACAUAUAUGUAUAUGUAUAAAAUUGAAUUUUUUUUUUAUAUAAUAUAUUUACACGUUAAUCGGAGAUGGUUUCGAGAUGGAAUCUUUUCGUUAAAUAUUCUCUCGAAUAAAAUUCUUUAUGCAAUCAUCGAUUUUUUUCCAAAAUUUGCAAGAUUACACAUAUGUUACACAUUGCGAAUCGAGGGGCCCAUAUCUCAAGAUCGUUUUGCAACUUAAACAUGUACACCAUAAUCGUCGUAUAUAUUAUACAUUUUGUUAUUAUCAGAAUCUUAAAAAUAUCUUUACGUUGUUUAAAUAAAUUUUUGAUUUAAAAAAAAUAAUCAAGAAAGUACUAAUUAACAACCGACCGACAGUGAUGUAAGCAUCGAAACUAUUUUAAUGUUAAUGUGCUUUAUCUGAUAAAAGAAUAGAGGGAGAAAAUCUUUUAAGAAUUUCCAGUUCAUUUUCUACAUAUUUUACAUCCUUAUACAUUAUUAAAUUACUAGCAAUUUGAACAUAAAAAUCUUAAACUACUUAUACUAUCUUUGAAUCGACUCAGAUAAGUAGCAAUGCAUCUUGUACCAAAUUUUAUUUGUUAUGUAACUCAUACAAGAUUGUUUAAUGUUAUUGUAUCGUAUUGUGAGAAAACGCGAAUCAGACAAAGUAUCUAUCAGUUAAUAGUACUAGUUACUUAUUGACUCGCAUUUAAGUCUCCUCAAGUACAAUAGACAGAUACAAGCUAUA